UGUCAACACCCAUGACGCAGCUAUUAUAAAUGAUGUUGGUGCCAAGCCUACACCACUGGCUUGCUAGGUCACAAGUCAUAAUGAAAGCACCGCUCUGGGCAACUCCUAAGAGACUGCUAUCCCAACAACUGACAGUAAAACGCCAUGUGCAGAAGAGAAAAGGCUUGUAUGUCUUCAUCAGUAUUCCCUGUCUAGGGGUGGUCUACUAUGCGAGCAUGGACACGAAACAUAAGCGCCGGCUGAGAGUGACUGCACAGGGAAUGUGGAGGUUUUGGAGGUCAUUUAGAAUUGGAAUGACUUUAUCAUUGGACUACUGGUGGUCACUCUAUGGUCUUGAGGAGGACGGUGCGGCUUAUGCCAAAGCCAUUGCAGAAUGCCACAGGCGUGCUGCAGAAAACAUUCUUGCUGGAUGCCUGAUGAAUGGAGGGCUGUACAUCAAGCUGGGUCAGGGUCUCGUCUCUAUGAACCACAUCCUUCCAAAGGAGUACGUUGACACAUUGGCGGUGCUGCAAGACAAGGCGCUGACCCGACAGGCUGACGAGGUUGAGCAACUCUUUCUGGAAGACUUUGGGAAAACUCCGGACGAGAUGUUCAAGAAGUUUUCAAAAGAGCCAGUCGCGGCAGCUAGUCUUGCGCAGGUGCACUGCGCUGAGACGCACGAUGGCAAGCAGGUGGCAGUCAAGGCGCAGUACAUCGACUUGAGAGACAGGUUUACCGGCGACAUCUGGACCUGUGAAAUUCUCUUGGAUAUGAUUGCCUGGAUGCAUCCAACAUUCACCUUCAAAUGGGCUCUACAGGACCUGAAAGAAACUCUGGCAGCCGAAUUAGAUUUUGAGGAGGAGGCAAGGAAUGCAGAGAGGUGUGCGGAAGAACUGAGUCACCUUAAAUAUGCCUAUGUGCCAGUAGUGUUAUGGGAGUUGGGCAGCAAAAGAGUGCUCACAAUGGAGUAUAUCGAAGGCUGCAAGAUAAGUGACGUGGAAUGUUUGAAGAAAAUGGGGUUCUCUCUGAAGGAUGUGAAUGAGAAACUGAUCAAUAUAUUUGCUGAGCAGAUAUUCCACACAGGGUUUGUGCAUGCUGAUCCUCAUCCUGGCAAUGUGCUGGUGAGAAAGGCGGCAGACGACAGCGCGCAGAUCGUGCUGCUGGACCACGGCUUGUAUGACUACCUCGACCCACACAACCGCAUCUCGCUGUGCAAGCUGUGGAAGUCCAUCGUGCUCAACGACCACGCGAGCAUGAAGACAUACGCUGCCGAGUUAGGUGUACAGGAAUACUACAUGUUUUGCUGCCUGCUGGCUCACAGGCGCCUGUCGUUUCCGCCGGGAGGCCACGCGUUCCUCCCGCGGUCUCGCGAGGCGUUUUUCGCGCUGACCAAGAUGGAACGCGGGAGGCUGCGUGAGCAGGGCAUGGCAAGCAUGAUGGGCGUGCUGAAGGGAAUGCCUUCCCCUAUGAUGCUCAUUCUCAGAAAUAUCAACACGAUUCGUUCAAUCAACAAAGACCAUGGUUACCCUGUUGAUAGGUACACCGUCAUGGCAAAGAGUGCAGUGAGAGGGGAGUUCAAUAGAGAGGGCAUGACAUUGUUGCAGCGUGCUGCCUGCCUGUGGGAAAGAACCAAGUUUGAUCUAAGACUAAGGUCCGAUAGUUGGCGAAUUUGGCUUCUCACGACCUACCUGCGACUGCUCACCUUCUUUGGGCGUGCUCCAGACACGAGUGCCAUCACUGCUGCCCUGCAAUAAUGAUCGCGAACAUAGGACAUGAUGUUAACUACUAUACAUGUGUCUUUCCAUGUUUGGGACGUUCACUAUUCGGAGGGGUUGAUACGCACAUUACACCUAGUAUUUUACUAUAAAGAGAUUUCUACGAAAUGCCUACAGUGGUAUAAUUAAGUCACGUAGAGAGAGGGGGGGGGGUGUGGGAGUUAUAGUAUUUAUAGCUGGCGUUUAUUCCAUGGUGCUGUUGUAACAUUGCUCGUUAUACCAUGGCAAAGUUGCACGUUUACGUGUUUUAGGCAAUUCAGAAUUGUUCCUGCUGCACCGUGACAAUGUGGGAUGACCAGUUAGCAUGCGAUGUGGAGGUGGAACAUUAAUUAUAUGUAUAUGCACAUACACAGGUGUUAGGGGAUAUCUAAGGGAGGAUAUGUGGCAUAGAUAUAUCUCUCUUUAUAUAUAUAUAUACACACACACACAUAUCAGCAGUGGCUAAAAACAAUUUUGUGUUUAUUCACUCAUAGGAUAUCAAGUGUUGGUUCCGUGCCAUGCGCACUGCCCCUGGUUGAAUAUUUGCCGUUGCCGUUGUUGUUGUUACGUAAUUGGCUACCAACAUCUCUGCGUGAUUAUGCAUUGUUGGGCAUCGUUGUGCAUUGUUGCGCAUUGUUGCAUGGACAGACCUUGUUGUAUGAUAUUAAUAAUCUAAUUAGCGAAAUCCGAGUACAUGUGUAUACUCAUUAAAGCAAAACUAUGCAUGUCUGCACGUUAAAAACAGUGAUGGUAAAAAAAUAUACACGUAAAUGAAAUGCAUGGUAAACAUGCGCUCUCGUAUCUUGUACGUGUGUGUGUGAAAGUAAACCAUGAUAUAUGUAUCCCAAAAAAACUGCCUUAGUUAUUGACAGUAUGUGAAAUGCGAUAGCGUACGUGUCUUCCUAAAGGGCCGGACACACUAGCCGAUUAAAUCGGGCGACUAAAUCGCCGGUGAAAUCGCCUAGUGUGUCCACUCA
Priapulus caudatus is the source of this 2710-nucleotide messenger RNA. RefSeq lists its product as uncharacterized. The coding region runs from base 30 to 1733 and encodes 567 amino acids. The transcript has 14 exons. The record is from RefSeq and is a predicted model, not a curated record. Lineage: Eukaryota; Metazoa; Priapulida; Priapulimorpha; Priapulimorphida; Priapulidae.